UGGGUCCGUGUGGACCCGGACAGGCGGAGGCUGGUGAACGAGCAAGGAGCAGAAGUCAUCUUCCAUGGAGUUAACGUCGUCUCGAAGCUCCCUCCUUACCACCCGCAGACCGAUCACUUCGACCCCGUGGACUCUCUGGUGGCUAAGGACGUACAGGACAUGAAGGCGAUGGGAGUGAACGUCGUUCGCCUCCUCGUCGCUCUCCCCGGAGUCUUCCCUGCUCGUGGUCAAGUCAACGAGACCUACCUUGACAAGAUCGCAGAGAUCGUCGACGUCCUCGCCACGAGCGGCAUCUACACCAUCCUGGACGCGCAUCAGGAUUUGUUCUCCCCGAAGUUCUGCGGGAAUGGCUUCCCGGACUGGGCAACGCCAUACACCAAUGUCUCUGAGGGCGUCAGGCCGGAGAAGUUUCCCAUCCCGACAGCAUGGCACGAGUACGAGGUAGAUCCGGAGACCGGCUAUCCUCUGCCUUCCGAGUGCUACAAAAGUGCUUUCUUCCGAUACUACUUCUCCGACGCCGUCGGCAAGGCGUUCCAGGCCUUCUACGACAACUACGACGGGAUCCAAGACGAGUUCGUCAAUUUCUGGAGGGUCGUAGCCCAGAGGUUCGCCACGAGGAGCAGCGUCAUCGGGUACGAGAUCCUGAACGAGCCCUUCCUCGGCGACAUCCUCCUCCAUCCCGAGUUCCUGGACAUCCGGCAGGCGGACAAGAAGAACCUCCAGUCGUUUUACCAGAAAGUGCACGAGGCCGUGCGGGAGGUCGACGACCGGCACUUGCUCUUCUUCGAGGCCACUGUGGGAGUGAGUCAGACUCCGUUCAAGAGCCUCUCGGGGACGGGCCUGUCGGCCGGGCCAGGGGGUGCGGAGUACAACGACCGCCAGGUCUUCAGCUACCACAUGUACUGCUUCUACAACACGAGGGAUGGGCAGCCGGCCAACACGGAGCUGUGCAACGCCUAUUUUGACAAGUACUUGUCAAACGUGAUCGAGGGUGACUUGGAGAAGCUCUCAGUCGCUGGCUUCUUGACCGAGUGGGGAGCGAUGAUCGACGACGGGCCCGUGGACAGCGCCAUGGCGGACAAGAUCGGAGAAAUCACCGACCGUCAUGCACAGUCAUGGACGUACUGGCAGUUCAAGAGCUAUCAUGAUCCUACGACGCAAGCGAUGGAGCCAGACGGGACGGUGGAGGAAGGGUUCUACAACCAGACCGACGGCUCCCUUAGGGAGGGCAAGGUGCGGCUGAUCGCCCGCACGUACCCACAGCAGGUAGCAGGGAACAUCUCGAGCUACUCCUUCGAACCCUCCACUGGCAACUUCCAGCUCACCUUCAGCUCGUCGGGGGUGGAGGGAGAUGCAACUGUGAUCUUCGCCAGUGGGAAGUGGUUCUAUCCCCUCGGGGUGGAGGUACAAGUGACUCCGGAGGACUCGAUGCUCGUGUCCUUGGCGAGCGACUCCGUCAUCCUACGCACCCUUGCAGGUGUCAAGGAAGGGACUGAAGUGUCUGUCUCCGUC
Messenger RNA from Guillardia theta CCMP2712, 1512 nucleotides. RefSeq lists its product as hypothetical. Gene Ontology annotation, biological process: carbohydrate metabolic process. Gene Ontology annotation, molecular function: hydrolase activity, hydrolyzing O-glycosyl compounds. The annotation marks the transcript as partial. The record is from RefSeq and is a predicted model, not a curated record. NCBI's taxonomy places the organism in Eukaryota, Cryptophyceae, Pyrenomonadales, Geminigeraceae. The transcript is spliced from 2 exons.